This is a messenger RNA of Acanthocheilonema viteae, 1398 nucleotides long. The record is from the annotation of a GenBank genome assembly. Lineage: Eukaryota; Metazoa; Nematoda; Chromadorea; Rhabditida; Onchocercidae.
AUGGCAGGCACGCUGGAUACAUUUGUAAAAGCAGUAAUGGGGCAUACUCUUUCUGCAUCAUGGCGAGAAUUGGCUGAUCUUCAUCGGAAAGCCGUUUAUGAUGUGUUGGAACGAAAUCUUCCUCAUUUGGAUAGUGUAUUAGAAACACUUACUGUUGAUCGGUAUUCGAUGUCAGUUGUAUCGGUAUUAUUCGUCAAAAUGAAUCAAGUUUAUACAGACAGUGUAAAAGAUAGGUUUGAACGUACUUUGUCGCAGGUGGAAUCGAUGGUUCCAUUUUUUGAUAGCAUGCAAAUCUCAUUCAUUCCUGAUAUCUAUGUGUUGCUUUUCCGGAAAGUAUACGAGUAUUGUCUUCUCCAAAUUAAUAAGCCAGCUCGUGGUAUCAUGUUGCUUUCAAAUUCAAUCAAUGUAUUGGUGAAAGACGAAAAGAACGUCCUUACCUCACUGCAUUCAUGUCUUUUCUGUUUGUGCCUUAAGGCUCGUAUACAUCAUCCAGCCAUGCCCUUCUUACAUCUUGCUGUGCCGAGAAUAUUUAAGGAGACUGCAAAUCAAACAGGCCCUUACAUGGACCCUAAAUGGGUAGUAUUAUAUUUUUACUAUGGUGGUUUGCUUUAUGCGGUUCUGGGUCGUUACGAAGAAGCAUUUGCAAUGAUGCAGAAAGCAUGUUGCAUGCCAGCAAAUGCACCUAGCGCUAUAGUGGUUCGGGCUUAUAAGAUAUAUGUGCUGUUAUCAUUACUUCUGCACGGAAAAACAUAUCAUUUAUCUAAUUACCGAUCGCCAGUGAUGGUUCGAAGCAUUAUUCCGCUUUGUCCAGAUUAUUCGGCAUUGGGAAGGAUAUGUGAAAAUGAGGAAGAGAAUUUCGACAAAGCUAGUGCCAUAUUUGAAUACCUGGAAACACAUUAUGCGUCUUUCGAAAAGGAUAAGACCGUUGGCUUAGUAAAACUGGUGGUUAGAAGUAUUCGUGAAAAUUCAAUCAAAAGGCUAUCUGAGUGUUUCAUAUCGAUUUCACUGUCGGAUGUAGCACGAAGAUGCCAUUUAGACGACAGUGAUCAUGCCGAAGUGUAUCUUCGUGAUAUGAACAGAGACGGAAAAAUUGGUGUACUUAUCGACAUGAAACAGGGCAUUGCUUAUUUUGAUGACAUGAAGACAGAAGCAGAUGAGCAUGAAGUGGAUAAAGCUGCUAAUAUUAUAUACAAAUUGGAUGCUUUAAUGAAACAAUUUGACGACAGAAUUCGUGUCAACCCUUCCUAUAUUUCACGUGUUGGACGACCAUUAACUCGGGGAGUUUCUGCAAUUCCUCCGGAUGAAGGUUUAGGACAUCCAGGCUCUGUUUUUAUGCCUAACGUUAAUGUUGGUGAUAUUGAAUCUGCAGCUGGUAGACCUAUGGAUAUGGUCGAUUAA